Messenger RNA from Aplysia californica (California sea hare), 1810 nucleotides. RefSeq names its product tRNA-dihydrouridine(16/17) synthase [NAD(P)(+)]-like. Gene Ontology annotation, biological process: tRNA processing. NCBI's taxonomy places the organism in Eukaryota, Metazoa, Mollusca, Gastropoda, Aplysiida, Aplysiidae. Gene Ontology annotation, molecular function: tRNA dihydrouridine synthase activity; flavin adenine dinucleotide binding. The record is from RefSeq and is a predicted model, not a curated record.
CGAUAUCUUGAAGAUUAUUGAUGUUCGAUUAGUUGGAUUAUUUAAAAACGGAAUACUUUGUACUUUGAGGAGUUGAAAUUUUCAAAUAGGCCCUAAGGUUUCGGUUAGUCUGAACGAUUCCUCGUUGGUUCGGAAUCUUUUCAUUGAUAAAAAAUGAAACGGUCUUUGUAUCGAUCUCAUUACUUGCUGCAGCACAAGCUAAUCGAAAAAAGAGAGAAUACCACAGACUCCGGAGAAAGAAGAUUUGAUGCAACGAAGUGAAACUACAAUGAAGUUCUGUGUUCCAGAGCAAUAACCUACUCCAUGUGGUGACCUAAAACGACUGAAAAUUCAUUAACAAAUCUGAUCUGCUUUGAUUUCACAGUGAAAAGAAAAAGGAGGUGAGAAGGAGAGAAUUUGGCUGGACCAGAAAGGAUCAUGAGAUAUUUCUGAGACUGGCAAGGAGAGUACACCAACAGACGCAGCACAAUGGAAGUGAACAAGGAGUCUGACGAAGAGCAUGUGGAAGAAAACAGUGGAUUCCAGUUUUGGCGGAAGACACUCAAUUCACCCAAGUAUAUCGUUGCCCCAAUGGUGGACCAAAGUGAAUUGGCUUGGAGAAUGUUAAGCAGACGUUAUGGUGCUGACUUGUGCUACACACCAAUGUUUCAUGCCGCUGUGUUUGUUAAGGAUCCAAAUUAUCGAAGAGAUUCCUUGCAGAGCUGUGCAGAAGAUCGCCCUCUCAUAAUACAGUUUUGUGCCAAUGACCCAGAGAUACUUCUUCAAGCAGCAAAAAUGGCUGAAGGGCACUGCGAUGCUGUUGACUUGAACUUGGGUUGUCCCCAAGUCAUUGCCAAGAGAGGGCACUACGGAGCUUUUCUCCAAGAUGAAUGGGACCUUGUGUCAAAAAUGGUGCAGACAUGUCAUGAGAACCUGAACGUGCCUAUCACUUGCAAGAUCCGAGUGUUCCCCUCCACUGAGAAAACUGUUGAAUAUGCCAGAAUGUUGGAAAAGGCUGGAUGUCAGCUAUUAACAGUCCAUGGGCGCACCCGAGAGCAGAAAGGCAAACAAACAGGCUGUGCUGACUGGUUGAAGAUCAAGGCAGUCAGGGAGGCAGUGAGCAUCCCUGUGUUUGCCAACGGAAACAUCCAGUACCUGGCUGACGUGCACCGUUGUCUUAAAGAAACGGGAGUACAAGGCAUCAUGAGUGCAGAGGGUAACCUACACAACCCUAUGUUGUUUACUGGUGGCAGCCCCUGUGUGUGGGAGAUGGUGAACGAAUACCUGGACCUUGUUGAAAAGUACCCGUGCCCCCUGUCAUAUAUGAGGGGACAUGUGUUCAAGCUUUGCCAUCACGCAUUGGCUGUCCAUCGAAAUGUGCGUGAUUUGCUGGCAUCUGCAAAGACUUAUGAGGAGCUCCGAGAGGCAGCUACUAUGCUGAAAGAUUUAAGUGCAGCAGACAUAGAAAAGGCCAAACACAACCCAGAUCUCUUUACCACACACAAACAGUUGGACCACCCAUAUUGGAUCUGCCAGCCCUACGUGCGGCUCAGUGACAGCGACUUGGAGCAGCCGGAGCACCGUGCUAUAAGACAGAUGUUGAACAUGAAAAGAGCACAAGACAUGGAAAAAAUGAGGGAGGAACACAGUGGUCUGUCCAUCAAAAAGCUCAAGAAGCGGCUGAAACACCCACACAAGAAUUUUGACACCAACAGGCUCCAGUUUGAAUCUUGUACUCAUUGCCGUAACCCAAAGGGUACACGAUGCCCAUUUAACCUUUGUAAAACUUGUUGCCGUCUCAAGGUUAAUGCAGAGAAUGUGGACUGCUCAG